CGAACCUCUGCGCAGAUGUGGGUGUGUGAAGGAGACACAGAUCAGGAAUAGCAGUUGUUAAGAAAGUCACGAACUUCUGAGGCACGACAACACGCAAGAUGGCGUUGGCCAGUGACAAACUGUACAACGGAUACCUGCGGCGGAAAAUGCCAGCCAUUGUAUCCAAGGUGAAAGUGAAGGAAGUAAUGGUCUACCUGCCUUGCCUCACCGCUCACGACAGGGAAAAUAUAGAGGCAAAAAGAGAGACAUAUGGGAACUUUGACGCCAUGGUGCUUCUCCUGGACUGUCUGAAGAGGAGGGAGAAUUGGCCAGAGCAGUUUAUUGAAGCUCUGGAGUCGUGUGAACACCCAACUAUUGCAGCUGACAUCCAAGCAGAAUAUGACACUCUGAGAGGAGUUGACAAUCCCAGUCCCAGCUCCCCUUCCACCACUGUCACAAGAGCACACGUCCAUCCAGCACCACCGGCCGGUCAUCUGUCCGGUCCAGAGAGCCCUGGUGCUGCUGUUGCUCCACCAGCUGAAGCAUCAGACCCUCCAGAGCCAGCUGCGCAGACCUCACUUCCUCUGGAAGUCCCCAUGCUUCCACAGAGCCCAUCAGAGCAGCAGCCCAACAUACCCGAGGUUGUUUCUCCACCCAAGCCUGUCCCUGAGCCUCCACAGCCAAGUGAAACUGAAGUGGCAGCCGUUCCAUCAACACCUCCUCCGUCCCCAGAGACCCCACUCACUCCAGCUGACAGUGCACACAAAGGGGAGGAGGUCAUUGCUCACCAGGAGCCAGAGGAAAACUCUGAGUCAUACUUCAUGGAUGUCCCUGUGGAGGUAAACCUGAUGCCAGAGAUGACGCCUCCUGGGGUUGGACUGGUUGAAACAUACUCUCCAUUGCACCCUGAUCCUCUUAAAACAACAGGGACCACAGAGAUCAAACAGCCUGAGAGUCCACCUCAGGUAAACUCAGACGUAACUGAUGGAUCCUCUUUCCCCACACUGACCCCAGAGAAGCCUCCGGUACAGGACACCAUGCCUCCUGUGGACAAAGUAUCUGCUCCGGAGCCUGAAGAGACAUCUGAGCCUCCUACUAUACAGGACAUUGAAAACAGCACGGAGACAGAAACGGAAGCCCCACCUUCUCCUCAGCUUCAUGACGGUGGGAUAGACGCCUCCAUCACAGAUGACAACUCAUUGUGUCUGAGCAAGCCUGAUGUUCUGAUCAGCGUUCCACCACCACCCAGUCACAACGGUCCCACUCUGCCUGCAUACAACCCACCAGUGGAGCCCUACUCGGGUGACAGUGCGCGUGGGGAAAUAAGCGAUCCUGCACCAGAGUCGGUUUGCUCCCUCUCUGUUCCUGCAUGCUCUACUGACACCUCCACCACCAAGGACGCAGACUCUGGACUGCCAUGCCAGGAGAACAGCAUUGCGCUAAACCAACAGGAACCAGCAGACAACCACCUGGAGUCUACCUGUCAGAGUUUGGAAACGAUGGACGUGCAGGAGCAUGUGGUGCACUUAUCCGAGAAUGUGUCCAUCCUGGAUGGAGACAGUCCAAAUUCAGCACAAGCCAUCAACUCAAUCAUCAGCAGUGAAGCAGACAGAACAAUCACUCCUUCCCCACUGUCCCCCUUCACCACUAUCACUGCUGGUACUGAGUCAAGUUUAAAUGCCCACCCUUCACCUGAGCCUUCACCUGAGCCUGCACCGUCUGAGAAUAAACCGGAGCCACCAACACUGCCACCUGCAGAGAAAGAGAGGCACGCCUGCCGAUCAAAUAUAAAGUACACUGUGGCGGCUGCAGGAAUGGCUGCCUUGGCUCUGGUGAUGGCCUGGAAGUUUAAGAAGGGGACUUUUUUAAAAGGAUGAGAAGAUGUUAAAGCUUUUAAAAAGGGGUUUAUAUUGGUGCCUUAUUAUACUCAUUGGACUCGGAUGGUACGAGGCAGCCGUUUAAUGAUUAGUCAGAAUAUUAGCUGCUGGACCUUUGAUCAUAUCAUUACUUGCAAGUCAGUUGUUUGGUUUGACUGUGUUUUAUGAUUUUAAUAUUGAAUGGUGUUGACCUUUAGCAAAAUUUUACCCCUUUUUAUUCAAGUUACGACUUGUUAUGGAGCCUCUGGUGUAUGGUUGAGCUCUCGGGUUAUUUAUGCUGCACACAUUUGGUUUGUAGACUGCAGCCACUGUGUAGUUAUGUUAGAAAUAUUUGUGUGCGUGAUAUGCACUUUGACGAUAAGACUGUCGGCUGUCCUCCACUGACGAUUAUUGUGUCAAAGAGCAAACGAUUAUUGAAUGUGGACCAUAGAAGAGAGAAAAGGCGCAUCACACGUCUUAUUUAAGUGGGAAAAGGUGAAGAAAAUAGCUUAACUGUUGGUAUUUAUUUAUACACAUAUGUACAUUAUAUAGUUGUAUAUGGAUAUGUUAAGAAUGAAAAUAUUCCAAAAGCCACUCGUUAUAUCUCAGAUAUUCACUUCAGAUUCAGUCAGUCAGCCACAUGCUGUUAAAUCACAUAACUUUUAGUUAUCAGCAAAUUUAUCCAAUAAAAUGUUUUGUUGUGAAACAAAAUUCCUGUAAGUCCAAAGUUUCAUUCAAUGGCACUCUUUUGAAUAUUUAUUUUUGAAGGUUUUUGCUUAUUUCUUUAGUUUUGGUGUUCUUAGACGUUUAACAUGUAAGAGGCAUGAAAUAUAUUGCCUGUUGAAGAAUGUUGAAGAUAAUUAUUUUCCAUAGACUUUAUUCCUUUAAACAGAGGAAGGAGGUUUGACUGUCAGGGUUUAUUGUAAAUCUUAAUUUAAAAAGAGACCUUAGGAAAUUUGGGCUCUAGAGAUGUAGAUGAAAUAUAUAACGUCGCUUCACUUCAAGUGUUUAAGUGUAAUGUCAACUUAAGUUGUAUUUAAAUUUGUUUGCACUACUUCAAGCUAUGCACUGUGCAAUCUUAUCAAUAAACCUGAACUGUAAAGACAUA
Messenger RNA from Solea senegalensis (Senegalese sole), 2943 nucleotides. RefSeq names its product fibrous sheath CABYR-binding protein-like. Lineage: Eukaryota; Metazoa; Chordata; Actinopteri; Pleuronectiformes; Soleidae. The transcript is spliced from 5 exons. The record is from RefSeq and is a predicted model, not a curated record. Bases 99 to 1856 code for a protein of 585 amino acids.